Python bivittatus (Burmese python) is the source of this 2951-nucleotide messenger RNA. Lineage: Eukaryota; Metazoa; Chordata; Lepidosauria; Squamata; Pythonidae. The record is from RefSeq and is a predicted model, not a curated record.
CCCUCGUGUAUUUCCCUCGUCCUCGAGCAGCCUCUUCGCAGCCGCUUACGGGCGGCCCGCCUGCCUUUCGCCAGAAAAUGUCUGAAACAGGUAGAACUUCAUGUCCACUUGGAUGGAGCCAUUAAAGCAGAAACUAUUCUAUACUUUGGCAAGAAAAGAGGAAUACGUCUCCCUGCGGAUACUGGAGAAGGCCUUCUACAACAUAUUAGUUAUAAUAUGCCGCUCAGUCUCACUGGCUUUCUUUCAAAGUUUGCUUUAUACAUGCCAGCGAUUGCAGGUGACCGAGAAGCUGUGGAAAGAAUUGCUUAUGAGUUUGUGGAAAUGAAAGCAAAGGAGGGAAUUAUCUAUGUUGAAGUGAGGUACAGCCCUCAUCUCUUUGCCAAUUGUGGAGUAUAUCCUAUCCCAUGGAACCAAAAAAAGGGAGAUCUUACUCCAGAUGAAGUGGUUAGCCUUGUUAAUCGAGGAUUAAAAGCUGGAGAAAAGGCUUUCAACAUCAAAGCCAGGUCUAUUCUAUGCUGCAUGCGCAACAUGCCAAGCUGGUCGCCAGAAGUAGUGGAACUGUGUAAGAAGUAUCAGAAUGAUUCAGUAGUUGCUAUAGACUUAGCUGGUGAUGAAUCAAUAAUUGCUGAGACUUGCCCAGAACAUCGAAAAGCUUAUGAGGAAGCUGAAAAAUGUGGUAUUCAUCGGACAGUUCAUGCCGGAGAGGUUGGAAAGCCCCAGGUCAUCCAAGAGGCAGUCAACAUCCUUAAGGCAGAACGAAUUGGCCAUGGCUAUCACAUCUUUGAUGAUGAACAGCUUUACAAACAGUUGUUGAAACAAAAUAUACAUUUUGAGCUCUGUCCUUGGUCUAGUUAUCUCACUGGAGCAUGUAAAACCACCUUCUGUAAUCAUCCCGUAAUAAGAUUUAUGAAGGAUGGUGCAAAUUAUUCUUUGAACACCGAUGAUCCACUCAUUUUCAACUCCACAAUUGAUACAGACUACAGAAUAGCUCGGGACUCCAUGAACUUUACAGAAGAGGAAUUCAAGAGAUUGAAUAUAAAUGCAGCGAAGUCCAGCUUCUUGAUAGAGAAAGAGAAAAAGGAGCUUCUGUACAAGCUAUAUGAAGCCUAUGGGAUGGUAAAAAGCAAAGAAUUCUGAUCUCUUCUGUGCUAGCUGGUGUGAACUUUUUUCUUGACCAAUUUUAUGCUUGUCCAAGAUCUUUGUUUUGCUUCUUGGAAGACAAUGUGCAAACCUUUUUUAAUUAUUAUUACCUUAUUAUUAUUAUUACCUUAUUAUUAAGUAUUAUUACCUUGUUUACUCAUAUUAUCCACAGGGCAGGGCAUGUACCAUAGAUAUACAAAACAGUAUUCUUAUAAUGGUAGGUACUGUGUGUUUAAUUUUAAUUUUUUAAAGCUGGAAUAUAAGCUGCUCAGGCACCUAGAGGUUGGAAUAUAUACAUUUAUUGUAAUUACAUUCAUUUAAGUUCCAACUCUGGUACACCAAUUUUACAGGCCAUUUAUUGUUUCAAAAGCUUACCAGAAGGUCAAAUGAACUGUUUAUAUGCAACAGCAGACAAAGCCUAUUUCAGACACUUUUUAAAAUCAUUUUUUAAAAACAAUCUGCCUCACUAAUUUAUCUGCAAGUGGUGUUUUCUAUGCACUCUUAUAUUACUGAAAGGAAGAAAGAUCAUAAAUAUUUAUUACCACUGAAUUUUUUUUUUAGAACAUCACAUUAUACUCAAAAAUCUUAUAAAAACAAGCAUGUUAUCUUAUUUAAUUUGAUUAUCUAUUGAUUUUAUUUCUGUACUUUAUUUUUCUUACAGUAAAUAUCAAUUCAGUUUUUUUUCAAUUUCAUUCAUUUCUGUGGUGUCAAAAUGUAAAAAUAGAGUCUUUGAUCCGGAGAAAAUUGUGUGGGAGAAGUGCUUAUAAUACAAAUUCAGCAUUUGCCUUCUCAAAACCAGUCUUGCCUAAAAUGUCUUAUGCUGGAGAUGUGCCAUGGGAAAAACAGUAUUUUAAGAAAUGGUAUUUCACAGAAUUUCUAUUCAUUUUGGGAUUUUAUAGAAAUGAAGAUUUAAAGUUUGUAUUCCCGCGUAUUUACUGAGCCAUUUGCCUUGUUCCUUACCUGCACUAUACUGCUUAGUUUAACUGGGAAUUAUGUGACUAAACUAUAUAAUACUGACAUUUGUUUGUUUGUUUUUUAUUCAGACCAACAGCAAGGUAACAUUAUCUAAUGGUGCUCAGUUACCUUGUUUUAACUGUGGCAGCUGCUUAGUAGAGUGAUACCCAAAUAAAUUAGACUAAACAGCUAGUACCAAACUGACUAUUUUGCUGGAUUUUGUUCCAUAAAGAAAUUUAAAAAAUGGUUUAAAUGUAAGUGCUUCAGUUUAACUGGACUAUGAGUAAAGCUGUAACCAAAUAUCUUAUAUGUACUAUAACGAAACAAUUCUGUUUUGAGCAGGAAAAUACAGUACCAAAUGUAAGGCUAAAUCAUAGCAAUACAAGGCAAGAAUUCUCCUUCCCAAAUAGAUAUGCUGGAUGCCUUUAGUAAUUGUAACUUUUUAUUUUGCGUGUUUAAUUUUUUUUUUAAAAAAGAAACAAUCCAUGAAGUUCCUAUUUAUCUGCUCAGGAACUUAGAUCCAGGUUUUUAUAUUACAGUAUGGAUGUCUUGUACAUUCAAGGAUUAAGUUAGUAUACCAUGAAAUUUGCCUCUUAGAUCGAUUCACACUUUUUGUUGCAGAACAUCCCAAAUAUAAGGUCUAAGGGCUUGGAUCUCAAUUUAGUAUUAUGUGCAAAUCAUACUGUUGUAUGUUUCUCUACCCUUGCAAGUAGCAGCAACAUGAAGUUGGGGUGGGAAGUCAUUGUGACAUCAAGGCACGGUAAUUUCUAAUAAUGAAGAGAGGGUGGUAGCUAAGCACUCAACUGCCAUUUUCAGGAGCAGCUGCACAUUUAGCAUAUUUCAGUUCAGAGACAAAU